AUGUCGAUCGAGUGUGGCCUUCCUACUGUAUCUGUAUGGCAACUCUUGAAGGAGGCAUAUAAUUUGCUCAAGGAUCCGGUGGUAUACGCCAUGUCCUCCAAGAGCUUCUUCGACAGUCUUAAGGAGGAAGUCGGGAAACUGGAGAACGAGGCUCGAAGGGUCGAAGCUUUGGCACAAGCGGCCAGAAACAAUCUUCGGAAUCUCAAUGAAGUCUUCACGGAGUGGAAGAAAAGGGCCGACAAGGCCUCGGAGGACGCGCGGAACCGGUGGGAGGCCUUCGAGGAUAGCAAGAGUUGCUGCUACGGGAGACUUCCCAACCCCUAUUGUCACUAUAAGUUCAGCACGGAGGCCGAGGCCGAGAUCAAAGUCAUUCAGGAUCUCGCUCAAGAAAGCAUCAGAUUCAGGGGUGUGGACGACAUCUGCCUCGUCGGUCCUGCUCCUGCUCCGACUUCCGCCAGGAGAGAAGGCAAAGAUGUCGUCCAGCCGACCACUGCAGCGGCCUCCAUUUCGUCUGCAUCGAUGUCGGUUAAGCUUAGGGACCGUGGCGUCUUCGAAUCCAGAGCUUCGAUGAUACGGAACAUCAUGGACGCUCUUGCUGAUAACAGCAAGAGCGUGGUCGGGGUUUACGGGAUGGGCGGGGUGGGCAAGUCCACCCUUUUGAAUGAGGUGAAAAGGAUACUAAGCGAAGGGAAGUUGUUUGAUUGGGUGGCUAAGGCCGACGUGUCAAAAAAUCCAGACAACGAGACGAUUCAAGGAGAGAUUGCCGCCGGCUUGGAACUUACUGACAUGGAGACCAAAAAGAUUAUUAGCGUGCGAGCGGAGCUUCUGCGCAACAGGUUGGAGAAGGAGGAGAAAGAGAAAAAGAAGGUGCUCAUAAUACUGGAUAACCUGUGGGAGGGCUUGGACUUAAACAAAGUCGGCAUUCCUUGCGGAGAUGACAACAAAGCUAGAGGAUGCAAGCUGUUGUUGACGUCCAGAGAUCUUAAUGUUUUGCAAAGGGGAAUGGGCUGCGACAAGGCCUUCCCUCUUGGUGGGCUGCUGGAGGAAGAGGCAAGAGCUUUGUUUGAGAGGCUGGUGGGAGACAAAGUUCAUCAGGACGAGUUCAGACCCUUGGUGAAUGAAGCACUCGACAGAUGUGCAGGUGUGCCUUUCCUGAUUAUUGCUAUGGCAAAACGUUUUAAAAAUGCCAAAUCAUUUGAAUGGAAGGACGCUUUGAGCAAAAUGGACAAGUUUGUAGACAGAGAAAACAACGGUUUGAUAGGUGACAUGUUGAAAUGGAGUUAUGAUAAGUUAGAACCGGAGGUAAAGGCAUUAUUACGACUCUGCGUUGUUUCUAGUGUCUCCAAGCCUUCUCUUGACGACUUGGUGAGGUACGGCUUCGGUUUGGGGUUAUUUGAACAAGUUGGCAGCCUGGAAGAAGCUACAAAUAGGUUGCGCUCUCAUAUCCGCGCUCUUCAGGCCUCCGCUCUUCUGUUAGACAGCGAAGACGUUGAAGGUUUCAAGAUCCAUGACUUGGUUUGCGAGUUUGUUGCCUCAGUCUCUUGGAGAGAUCACCACCCUCUUCUCAUGUUGGAAGAUAAAGUUAAGUCGGUAACAGAGUUGCCGAAGGACAAGCUCAAAAAUUGUGAGGCGAUGUGCUUUCCCAACAUGAAGGAGCUUCCGCAAGAGUUAAAUUGCCCCGAAUUGCGCAUCCUUUUGCUGUCCACAAACGACGAUUCUCUUCCCAUCCCAGACGAUUAUCUUCCCAUCCCAGAUUCAUAUUUCAACUCUAUGAGGAAUCUCAUGGUCUUAAAUCUCAUAGGAAUACGCCUCACUUGCUCUCCUUCGCCGUUUCAAUCCUUGGUGAACUUACACGCCCUAUGUUUUCAGGAUUGUUCAUUUGAGGAUGUGGCCAUUCUUGGCAAUCUAAAGGGGUUACAGAUUCUCAGCAUUGUGGACUCUGAAAUUCAGCGAUUGCCGAAAGAAAUUGGGCAACUGGUAGAGCUCAGGUUGUUAGAAUUGAGCCGCUGUUCAAAUCUUGAGAUAAUUGAACCGGGUGUACUUGAAAGCUUGACCAACUUGGAGGAGUUGUACAUGGAGCAUAGCUUUGAUCAAUGGAAUGCCGUGGAGCAAACUCCAGCAACUAAUGCCAGUCUUAUUGAGUUGAAUAACAUGAAGAAUCUCCGCACUCUGUAUGUAUCCAUUCCCAAUCCAAGUGCGCUCCCAAGGCAUCUAGAUGUGGAGAAGUUAACCAAGUACAAAAUCCGAAUUGGUGAUGCAUGGCGCUGGAGUGUGUACAAAGGAUCGAGGACAUUGGAGCUGGAGUUGAAUUCAAAAAGCGAUAUUCUUUGGGAAAAAUGCAUACAAAGUGUCUUAUGCAAAACCAACGAUCUGUUUUUGAAAGAUUUGAACAGAAUUGAGCAAAGUAUCUGCCGGUUAUCCCAAGAAGGUUUUCCACAAUUAAAGCAUCUAGAGGUCGAGGAUAGUUCCUCCCUCCAUUACAUCCUCGAUUGCUCUUCCCUUCCCACUUUUAAGGCGUUGGAGUCAUUACUUCUCAAGUGUCUCAUCAAUUUGGAGAAGAUAUGCCACAACCGCAUCUCCAUCGAGUCCUUCAGUACAUUGAAAGUAGUACAAGUUGAAAGUUGCGACAAGAUCGAAGUUCUAUUUCCUCGUUCCGUGGUGAGACGACUUCCAUACCUAGAAAAGAUCAAAGUUAAAGGUUGCCGGUUAAUGCGGGGGAUUGUAGAAGCUGAUGAUGGUCAUGGUAAACUUGAGUUGCCCAAGUUGCGCGUAUUGAAAUUGCAUGAAUUGCCAAAUAUCCAGAAUUUUAUCACCGCUUGUUCGGCUCCUUCGAGCAGUACAUCAAACGACCAAGUUGGCACUCAAAUUGCAUUCUUAAAUGGACGACAGGUUGCCUUUCCAAGUUUGGAGACAUUAGAAGUCAAUGGCUUGGACAAUGUCGGGUUUAUGUUUUCCCCAUCCGUGGUUAAAUCCCUUGCAAACUUGAGAAAACUAGCAGUAAACAAUUGCAAGAAGAUGAAGGCGAUCAUUAUGGAGGAAGAAGGGUUGGGAGUGGAAAUAUCAGAAACUCUGUCAUUCCCAAUGUUGACCGAUUUACUCUUAACUAAUUUGGGACGUUGGACGUCCUUCUUUCUCAAAAAAUGUCGGAGUCCGGACCGCGUCCAAUCAUGCUCCAGUGUGCUUUUCAACCGAGAGGUUUCAUUUCCAUUCUUGGACUCAUUGACAAUAGAAGGACUUCUCAAUUUAAAAGAGAUAUGGAGCGAUGAAUCUCCACUAGAGUCGAGCAAUCUCCGAUCUCUCAAAGUGGUGCGGUGCGAAUCUCUCUUGAAGGUUAUCAGCUCCAAAUCGUUGGUAAAGCUCCACAAGUUGCAAACUUUAAGUAUCAAUGAUUGCAGUUUGGUGCAAGAAAUUUUUUACCUUGAAGGACCAAGCACCAAUGGAGAUGUUGAGACUCUGUCAGAGUUAACCACCUUGGAAUUGAAUAAGUUGGGGAGCUUGAGGCGCAUAUGGAAGGAGAAUCCUAGUGGAAUAGUGAGUUUCCAUAAAUUACAGGAGUUUAAGUUGGAUGGCUGUGACAAGCUUGAAUUUAUAUUUUUUCCAUCCAUGGUGAAUUCUCUCGCACAACCGAGAGAUCUAACGGUAUCAAAUUGCAAGAAGAUGGAGGCGAUCAUCGCGGAGGAAGAACGAUUGGGAAUGGAAAUAUCAAAAACUUUGGCAUUCUCUAUGUUAACCAAUUUACGCUUAGAUCGUUUGGAAAGCUUGAAGUGCUUCUCUCGUAGAAAGUGUAAGAUCAAUUUUUUCUUUUUAUUACUAAAGAUUUUUGUGUAG
This is a messenger RNA of Rhodamnia argentea, 3828 nucleotides long. Its product is annotated as disease resistance protein At4g27190-like. Lineage: Eukaryota; Viridiplantae; Streptophyta; Magnoliopsida; Myrtales; Myrtaceae. Gene Ontology annotation, molecular function: ADP binding; ATP hydrolysis activity. The transcript is spliced from 4 exons. The record is from RefSeq and is a predicted model, not a curated record. The coding region runs from base 1 to 3828 and encodes 1275 amino acids.